Mollisia scopiformis is the source of this 3789-nucleotide messenger RNA. RefSeq lists its product as uncharacterized. Lineage: Eukaryota; Fungi; Ascomycota; Leotiomycetes; Helotiales; Mollisiaceae. Bases 1 to 3789 code for a protein of 1262 amino acids. The record is from RefSeq and is a predicted model, not a curated record. Gene Ontology annotation, molecular function: beta-tubulin binding; GTPase activator activity. Gene Ontology annotation, biological process: microtubule cytoskeleton organization; post-chaperonin tubulin folding pathway; tubulin complex assembly. The transcript has 3 exons.
AUGGAUGCAGCGGAGGAUGAUCAAGAUGUGAAGCUGCAACGAGCUUCUGCGGACCUUCUAGCAGACUUUCAAAGCUCCAUUACGCCUUUCUUAUGGAAGACGAGGAAGUCAGGCAAGACACAGAUCAGGGACCAAGUUCGGUCCAGAGAUACGGAGAGAUUGGUGAACCUGCUUGAACCUUUCCAAGAGCUACCCCAGCUUCUCGAUCCUCACCUCGACAAGUUUGUACCGCUCCUGGCGGACGCAUUCCUGGCUUCGUUACAGGCCCCGAGUUCGAAAACUCCUCCAAUAAACGCGCAUCUCCUCAUGCCAAUAUCGAAAGCGAUUUGCAAACUUUUAUACACAUUCUGUAAGAUCAGAGGAGACAAAGUCAUUGUCCGAUUCUGGAGCACAGAAAUAAAAUAUCUGGAACUACUCUUGACAGCCCUCGAGUCAAAUAAGCCUGCAGAACCUUUAGAGGACAAGGACACUGCAGCAUGGGACUGGGAGGAACGGUACAUUACGCUGCUAUGGCUCUCUCAACUUCUCCUAGCUCCUUUUGAUUUAGCCAGCAUUUCGUCCGGGGAUCUCGAUGAGAUUGCAAAACCAACCAUCCUCGGAUUAUUGUGGCCUCCGGACGUCCCUACAAUAACUGUGCGAGCGAUAUCCCUUGGCAUACAAUACAUUUCGUCAUCUGGUAAGGAGAGAGAUGCCGCAAAAGUCUUGUUGGUGCGCAUUGCAAUGCGACGAGAUAUGCAAAGCAUUGGUAUCCAGGAAGCUCUGAUGCAAUGGGCGAUACGCGCUCUGCAAUUCACUACUGACUUAGAUCAUUCCACUUACUAUUACAUUGGGGUACUUUCAUUCCUCGCUGCUAUUCUCAUAUCGUCGGUUGGUACAACGAACAUGGAUUCUUUCACCAAACGGAUCUUUCGAGUUAUUCAGAACAUUACCACUGAGGACUCGGCAAUGUCCAAGAUGAUUCGUGGGUCUGCGGUUGCUCGUAAGGCUAUCGUCAAGAUUCUAAGGACAAUUGUCGUUCUCUUACUGCAGCAUCCAGACCCUUCAGAAGAUCCAAUCGAAUUUACAAUUGGUCAUAUGCUGGACUCUCUGGGUGAUUCGGCAACACCUGUAAGACUGGCAGCAAGCAAAGCUUUGAGCAUCAUUACUCUAAAGCUACCAGCAGACAUGGCCCACCAAGUCGUCGAGGAAGUUCUCGAUAGCCUCAAAAAGAAUGUUUUGUGGAAAACUAAAGGAGGCCAUGAUACGAGGAACUUAUCUCGUGUCAAUCCGUUGGAAUGGCAUGGUCUCACUUUAACCUUGUCACAUUUACUCUAUCGCCAGUCUAUCCCAGCUGGAGACCUUGCACCUGUUCUCGACGCCCUUCGUCUUGCCCUCUCAUUUGAACAGCGAUCCACUUCAGGAUCAUCAAUUGGCACAAACGUUCGUGACGCUGCAUGUUUUGGAAUUUGGGCUGUUGCUCGAAGAUACAAGACAGUAGACCUACAAGAGCUUCAUCUCUCUCCAGAUAUCACCACUAUCUACCACGUUGAGGCCACUGUUUCGGCUUUGCAGACACUAGCAAACGAUCUGGUUGUCUCUGCGUGUGUUGAUCCUGCCGGAAAUAUUCGUCGUGGUUCUUCUGCUGCGUUGCAAGAACUUAUCGGUCGUCAUCCUAAUAUAAUCUCAGAGGGUAUUCAAGUCGUUCAGGUGGUCGACUACCAUGCUGUCGCGCUCAGGACGAGAGCUAUCAGCGAUGUGGCUCUCAAGGCUGCUCAACUUUCUGAAGACUAUCGUGAAGCAAUCUUGCGAGCCCUCUUGGGCUGGCGAGGAGUAAAAGAUGCAAAUCCUGCUAUCCGAAGAGUUGCUGCUAAUACUGUUGGAGAGUUGGUCUGGUUACGACACCUCGCGACAUCUCCGUCUUGGCGAGCUGUUCAGAGUGCAAUUGACGAGAUUGCCAGGCAAGUGACGAGGCUUGAGGCUCGAGAAUUCAGCGAACGUCAUGGACUUAUACUCGCCUUUUCCGCUGUAGUAGUUUUAGUGAACUCUCAGCUGUCAGCUGAGAAGCUUCACGACGAGUUUCAUCGAAUUCUGCAUGAAGCUCCAGCAGCUACGGAUGAGAGUGGCCUUUACACCACGAUCGUUAACAUCAAUGGUUAUCAGGUUGAGUUCUUCAAAGAGCUAAGGGAGCGAGUACAAAGCUCGAGACAUCAGGAAAUAUUAUCCGAGGCGUUCGCUGAAUUGAUGAUUGCCACAAGCCAAAUCCCACAACGUCUUACCCUUUUCGGAAAGUUCGAAGCAUCGAGGACGACAAAGACCUUGAAUCUUUCACAAUGCGGUUCGGAAUGUUGGAUUCGACAACUCAUAAUGACCCCUUUAGAUUUGAAGUCAAAUCCUCAUGAGUUUACGGUAGUCACAGAGUGCACUCUUCUCUCCAUGUUCGUGAGCAGUGCAACCAGUGCUGCCAACUUCGGCAUCCUUGCCGCUGCCGCUGAAAGCUUCGUCCUGCUGGAAAGUGGACUGGUUGAAAAGACCCCUGACAGCUCCGGGAUGAUCGGACAGUGGAUAGUCAGAGCCGUGAGAGGACGCGGCAGCAAAGAUUUGGUAUACAUCCACGUUUUGAUACCGCUAUUUCCUUUGAUGAAAAGUAUGGUUCGCGAUUCCGUCACUCUGGAGAAAUUCAGGACCAUUGUUUUGGGGAAAAUGGAUGAUCCGACAAUAGAUAGAAUGACGAAGGACUGGCAGUUUCUCUGUCUGCACGCCAUUAUGAACAGAUGGGAACAAGAUUCGGCAGUGGAAACUCGUGCCGCCAUUCUAGAGUGUCUAGCUCGCAAUGGUAUCAGAGAAGAUCUCCCCACUAUGCUUCAGAUCCAUACGGGAGCCUUCAUACGACUGAUCGAAGCAGGAUUGCAGGACUUCACAACUACUGCUCGUGGUGAUGUUGGAUCACAAGUUCGAAUCGCCGCAGCUCGUGCAGCUACUGCUAUCCUCUCCAGCCCGAUGACUGACUAUAUCCGGGAACUUCUGGAGCAAAUGGUUGUGGGUGGUCUUCUUCGGAUUGCGGCAGAAAAACUUGACAAAGUACGAGUCGAGGGACAGAAAGUGCUUGCCCAUUUGAAUGAUCACACUUCGAAUCUCACCUCACUAGCUCCGUCAUCUCAGGAGUACUUUUCUACGCUUCUCAAUCUACAGAUCCAGGAAUGGUGGACUGCAUGUCCACGAAACACAGGUUGGGCUAUAUCGCUCUUGGAAGGGUAUAUAACAUCAGCAGACACCGGAUCCGAAGAUUUGGUUCGUGCUAGCCGAGCUGCACUGGUCGACUUUUGCAACAGUGGCCACGAUACCAUUAUAUGUGAUCAGUUAUUCCAGCUGGCCAAGAAAUCAAAAGUCGAUCGAGUCCUGAUCCCAACACUCGAGACGAUCGGCUUUCUAUUUGACAUGGGAAUCAUGCAGAGAAACCCACCAAGAUACGUUACCCCGAGUUAUCUACCUGAAUCACGUCGCCCAGAAAAUACUUGGGAAGAGUUUUGCGACGUCAUCAAAGCCACACAUCUCAAGUCCAGCAAUGUGAGAAAGCUGCAAGCUGUAGUUAAGAUUUAUGGUGGCUUGAUCGAAGUAUACCCUGAGGCUACGACAAAGCUGAGCAGUAUGCUGCUGCAUUCAUUUCCCCAGAUCAGGAAUGCGGUUGCUGAUGAGUUGUGGGUUGCUAAGGAAGUGGGAAAAGGGGUUGAUUGGGCGAAGGCUGGACGGAAUGAUUUGAUUAAGUUGAGGAAGGAGAUCAAGCAGCGGAGGGAGGAGGAUGCUUCGCCGUGA